UGCAGGAAGAUCACUCUCCCUUUUGCCACCUCUCCUGAGCGAGCAUCCUCCCAUCAGCAGCGAGAGAGACAGCACAGCACAGCACCUCACAGCUUGCACCAGACAGAAUGAUGACUCGCAUCGCACUUCUCUUUCUUGCUGCAUGCCUGUACUGGAGCUGCACCACAGGCUCAGCAAUAGCCUUAGAUUGCUGCCUGUCCAUCACGGAUAAGCCCCUUCCUCGCGCAUAUGCACACUCAUACAAACUGACCGAUGCUGGAUGCAGCCUCAAGGCCACCGUGUUCACCACCAAGAGAGGAAAGCAUGUGUGUGCCCCUCCUCCAGAGAAGAGUGAAUGGGUGAGGAUUCUCAUCGCUAAUCUGAAUAAGAGAGGUGCCCAGUGAGUGCAUCAGGGGAGGAGAGGGAGAGAAAAGGGGUGAGCGAGGCCCAGUAGAACCUUGAUGAUGACGACAGUUCACUCGGCUGUCAAGGAAUGCUCUGCACGAUGGAACCUUGUGAGAGUCGAAAGCUGUGUGAAGCCAGUGCAGUUUUAUUUGUUACUUGGUGCUUUAAAAUGUUCUCAAAUGUUCUUUUAUUUUCAUUAUGUAUGCUUUAAUUUGUAAUUUUCUGGUCUCAUGUCAAAUGCCCCCAAAAAGCCUAUGUGAUGUGAUUUUUUUUUUUAUAUAAUAAAGGUAUUUUUAUGA
Molecule: messenger RNA, 683 nt
Organism: Alosa sapidissima (American shad)
Lineage: Eukaryota; Metazoa; Chordata; Actinopteri; Clupeiformes; Clupeidae
Product: C-C motif chemokine 26-like
Exons: 4
Coding region: 108-383 (91 amino acids)
Biological process (GO): monocyte chemotaxis; lymphocyte chemotaxis; neutrophil chemotaxis
Cellular component (GO): extracellular region
Molecular function (GO): CCR chemokine receptor binding; chemokine activity
Source: RefSeq, a predicted model, not a curated record